Phaeoacremonium minimum UCRPA7 is the source of this 882-nucleotide messenger RNA. Its product is annotated as putative sam-dependent methyltransferase protein. The transcript has a single exon. Bases 1 to 882 code for a protein of 293 amino acids. The record is from RefSeq and is a predicted model, not a curated record. NCBI's taxonomy places the organism in Eukaryota, Fungi, Ascomycota, Sordariomycetes, Togniniales, Togniniaceae.
AUGGCAGCAGAGACAGUGCCGGUGCUUUCCCUCGCAGCGGCCGGCAAGAUCGCCGCAUAUUCAAUCCAAGACUCUAAGCACCCAGAGAUCGAACUCGCACAGGCCGAGCAUCGCAUUCGUCUGAUCAAUGUCUGGAACAUCAAGCCUGGUAGCCGAGUGCUGGAGAUUGGGUGCGGCCAGGGCAACUGCACAGCCGUGCUUGCUGAAGCGGUCGGUCCCGCCGGCCACGUCGACGCUAUUGAUCCUGCCCCGGGCGAAUAUGGUGCCCCUUUCACCCUGGCACAAGCCCAAGACCACAUCUCGAAGAGCCAAGUCGGAGAUCGCGUAACAUGGCACCGAGCAGAGCCUGUUGACUUCCUGCAGUCGAGCCCCGCCACUUGGGACGUGGCCGUCCUGGCCCAUUGUAUCUGGUACUUCAAAUCUGAGGACACCUUGAAGGGAAUCUUGUCCACUCUGCACGGUAUAGCUUCAAGAGUAUGCCUGGCCGAGUAUGCGCUUCAGGCGGGCCAUGCGGCAGCUGUGCCGCAUGUGCUUGCCGCCCUGGCUCGGGGGACGCUCGAGGCCCACAAGACACAAAGUACCCAAAACAUCCAAACUCCCCUCAGUCCUGAUGGCGUCAAACGCGCGGUCGAGGCAGCGGGGUGGAAGCUGCAAUAUGAAAAGGUGCUCACUCCGUCACCUGGCCUGCUCGAUGGCUGCUGGGAAGUUGGCACAGUUGUAAGCUCGGAUUUCGUCGAGGAAAUCCAGCAAGGAAUAGAAAGUCAGAGAGUCAAGAUCAUUCUGGAAUCUGCAAGAGAUGCGACCAUUGCGGCAACCAAUGCAGUAGGAGGCACCAAGAAGGUUCAGACAAUGGAUGUCUUUGUGGCCGCCUGGGGGACCUAG